This is a messenger RNA of Leishmania mexicana MHOM/GT/2001/U1103, 1437 nucleotides long. Its product is annotated as putative transcription like protein nupm1. The coding region runs from base 1 to 1437 and encodes 478 amino acids. NCBI's taxonomy places the organism in Eukaryota, Euglenozoa, Kinetoplastea, Trypanosomatida, Trypanosomatidae. The record is from RefSeq and is a predicted model, not a curated record. The transcript has a single exon.
AUGCAUCUCUCUGCCACAGCCACAGCCCUCCUCUGUGUUGCCAUCGCUGCCGCCUUAGGCUUCGGCAUCGUUUGCGCUUUGUUUGUCCUGAUGUACUUCGGCUGCCUCAAGAUGUCAAACGGCCGUGUGGCCAACGGCAACCGCCGCUGGCUGCGCGAGGGCGAUACCCCCGAGCGGCUGGACUCGUCCUCCAAUGGCGAGGCGGCCGCGGUAGAGAGUCAGCGGAAGGGCAUUCCGCUGAACUCGCGGCCGCCACGCCUGACGCCGGAGCAAGAGAUCCUGCGCGAGAAGGCAAUGGAGAAGUACAAGCGCCGUCAGGCCCGUCAGGAGCGCCGCAGUCAGCGCCAAGCUGCCCGCGAGGCACGCCUGGCAAAUGUGCGCGAGGGCGCUAGAGAAGGCACGGUGAGCGAGGACGAGUUUGCCGGCGACUCCUCUGACACCAGUCGAACGACGCUAACGUCUGUGGCGACGACGGUGAGGACGACGUCGACUGUCGCGUACGGGCGCAGCUCCUACCUCCGACCUCCCUCAGGUGAUUGCACGGUGCACAUAGACGAAUAUGAUGAUAACGACAGCCGGCACAGCUCGCACAGCGACGGUUCGCGGAGCAGCCGUGGCUCUGCGCACAGUCGCGCCAGCCAGGGCGUAGUCGCCACUAUCAAGUCACACUUGCGUCACCGCCAGCGCCAGCGCCUGCGUCGCCGCGAGGAGCAGCAGCAGCUGGAGCUGUUGGACCAGUGGGCAUAUGCGCAGAUGGUAUCCUCCUCGGAGCUGUCGUCCUCCUCAAAGGACGUCUCUGCGUCAUCGCAGCAUGACGUGGAGGGAAGCACGACUGGUGGAGACACCCGUCACCGCACCAGAACGGCCGGUGGCAGUCGCAGUUUCAAUCAUGUGCAUCCGAACCGCUCGGCCAGCGUGGCCAGCUCGGCACCUCGUCCGCUGGAGGAGGUGCUCGGUGCCGACUGCGCGUCGUACCCGUUCCUCAUGAACGUCGAACACGGCAAUCUGGAGGGUUUCAGUGUUGACAAUCAGCACCCAUCCCCUCACCAGGCUGCGCUCACUGCACACGCUAGUGGGCGCGACACGGCGUCCUUCGGUCCGUCUACAUACUCGAACGGUACGACAGAUGCACCUUCGCCGCACGUAGCGCCGGCGGAGCACGUCGAAUAUGCCGGCCGUGGUGGAUCCGGGGUGCCCACUGGCGAGCACGUCGACCGUCAGCAGCCACGCCGCCACAAGCGCACGUGGAAGGAUGUCGAGCACAACGCCGCACUUAGUGGUUUCUUUAGUACACCCACCAAUAACAACAUGGCCAGCCUAGACACCGCGUUUCGGUCUCACCACAACAACAGAGAGGCACCAGCCCCAUCCGUGAGUGCUCCUGGAGAACCGAUGCACACCUCCUUGGGCCUCCACGAGCCGAUUUCCCAUGAGUGA